Messenger RNA from Rotaria sordida, 579 nucleotides. The record is from the annotation of a GenBank genome assembly. NCBI's taxonomy places the organism in Eukaryota, Metazoa, Rotifera, Eurotatoria, Philodinida, Philodinidae.
AUGGAUCGUUAUGUACAAUUAUGGUGGUCGAAAGUUAAAGAUACUCACCCAAAGUUAAUGAUUGCUGAAAGUGCAGAUCCUCAUCUAAAUGCUGAUGUUAUUCGUGAUUUACGUAAGAAACGAGUAGUAGUUGCUAUUAUACCAAAAGGUUGCACCAUGUAUUUACAGGUGCUUGAUGUUUCUGUUUUUUCAAUUUUUAAGAAUCAUUACGACGAUGUUGUCGAAGAAUAUAUUGAUUACAAUGGACCAAGAAGUAAAAUAAAACUUACAGCAUCUCAAUCACGUAUUCUUUGCACCAGAUUUACAUGCUCUGCAUGGUUACGAACAUUAAAAAGUAUCGAUUUUGUUAAAGUAUUUCAAGAUAUUGGUUAUAUCUGGUCAGAUAAUUCAUCAUUUUCUCUUCGUACAAUGCCUGGCUACACAUUUGAUCCAAGUUCAGCUGACUGGGUAUCGUCAAUCAAUGAUGAUAACGAUAUAGAAGAUCGUAUUGAUAUUGUCGCUGAUAAAUCAUCAGAGCAACAACAACACACUCAGUCAUUAGCAACACGAUCAAAACAACUAACAUUAUUUAAUAUGUAG